CGGUUUGCAUGUGAAGUUGAUUUUGUUCAGCUGAGAAGUGCGACUGGAGAUCGCUGUUCCGUUACCAUGUUACCACAUGGGCUCUUCCGGACCGAUCGACGGUCAUUGCUGCUGGUACUAGUAGUCGUAUAGUAUGCCGGGCAGGCUGACCGCUCCGUCCAGCUACCACCGGCACGUCGUCUGCCUUCUGGAGCGAUGCGCGCACAUCGGCCAGGUCAAGCAGCUCCAAGCCCACGUCAUCACCUCCGGCGGUGGGCAGAGCCAGUUCCUGUCCUUCAAGCUCCUCCGCUUCUGCUCCCUCGUCCUCUCCGACCUCCCCCACGCCAGCCUCAUCUUCCGCUCCCUGCCCGCCCCCAACGUCUUCCUCUACUCCGCCAUGCUCUCCUCCCUCCUCUCCCCUCCGGCCGCCGCCGGGGCCGCGGCCGCUCUCGAACUCUUCAACCGACUGCGCCGCCUCGGCCGACCCCGCCCCAACGAGUUCGUUUACCCCCUCGUCCUACGCGCCUGCGCCGAUCGCCCCGAUCCCAGCAUGCUCAGAUCCAUCCAUUCCCACCUUCUCAAGACCGGCUUCGAUGCCUACGGCGUUGUGCAGACGUCCCUUCUCGAUUGCUACGCGAGACGCGCCGACUUAGCGACCGCGCGUCUCCUGUUCGACAGACUGCCUGAGCGAAACGUGGUCUCUUGGACCGCUCUUAUCACCGGGUUCGUGCGAGUCGGUUUGGUAGGGAAUGCCCUCCUUCUGUUCGAGGAAAUGCCUGCAGAGAGGGAUGUGCCGUCGUGGAAUGCGGUAAUAACAGGCUGCACGCAAAACGGGCUUUUCUCUGAAGCGGUCGAGCUGUUCUGCAGGAUGGUCGUCGAAGGGGUCAAGCCGAACCACACGACAGUCUCUUGUAUCCUCUCGGCUUGCGGUCACCUCGGAAUGCUCCGUGUGGGUAAAUUGGUUCAUUCGUACGUCUGCAGAAGCCAGCUCGGCCUCACUCCCUUCGUUUCAAAUUCUCUUUUGGAUAUGUAUGGCAGAUGUGGGAACUUAAAAGAAGCCCAGUGGAUAUUCGAUGUUUCGUCAGAUAGAAGCCUGAUUGCGUGGAAUUCUCUAAUCAAUUGUUUCGCACUCCACGGGCAUUGCGAGAGGGCGAUAGCAGCAUUCGAUAACAUGAAGUUGGAAAGAAUUGAACCAGAUGAAAUAACCUUUGUAGGUCUCCUGAAUGCAUGCACGCAUGGUGGACUUGUUCAGCGGGGGCUUCAAUAUUUUGAUUCUAUGAAUGCUGACUACAAAAUUGAGCCAAAAAUCGAGCAUUAUGGAUGCAUAGUGGACCUUCUUGGUCGGGCAGGGAGGUUCGAAGAUGCAAUGAAUAUUGUCAAGGAUAUGAAAGUAGAACCUGAUGAAGUCGUAUGGGGAUCAUUGCUUCAUAGUUGUAGGCUUCAUGGUAACAUGAUGUUGGCAGAAUUCGCCAUUACAAGGCUGUUGGAAACGGACCCGACGAAUACAGAUUACGGACAAAUGUUGGCGAACUUGUACAGCCAACGUGGCAUGUGGGAAGAGGUGAGAAAGGUGAGGAAGGUAAUGAAGGAAGUGGGAGGGAAGAAGUUGCCAGGGUGCAGUUGGAUCGAGGUUAACAGAAAAACUCAUCAGUUUUAUUCUGGGGAUAAGUCCUGUAGAGGAGCCGAGGAGAUUUAUAAAGUUCUUGAAGAUUUAGUUGAACUAAUGGAAGGUUGACAAGUAUAAAGCUAAUGGCAAACCUCAUUCCUGGAUUAGCGAUAGAUGGCAACCCCUAGGAUUUCAGUCGACAGUUCAGAUUAAUCGAGUAUUAAACCCCGGUUCCUGCACAUGGUGUUGGGAAAAUGACAUAAAUCUCAAAUUAGAGAAUCCACAAUGAUUAGGAUUAAUCAGGAUGAACCUGAGAUAUCAUGGUUGGAAUUGAUUGAUAUAAGCAUGAUUUGUGAAACAAGUCAAGUUUAAGUUGCUUUCUUAACGCCCAGAGCACAAAAUUUUGGAGUAUAUUCAAGUACUUGAUCUCAAGUGGUUGCAUUGUAAGAUAACAUGUGAGAUAUGCUUCAAACGGUUGCAUUGAAAUAUAUUUGUGGGGUUAGUUCCAAGUUUGAAAGAAUUCUGCUGAGAAUUACUGAAUACUGCAGCUAUAGAGAACUACAGUACCAAGAUUGGUGGUGCAAGCUGUAUAACCGUUGUCUUUCUUGCAAGAUUAAGAAUUGGCAUAUAAUUUGUAUCUUGAUUUGACAACAUUACUAAUACAUCAUAUGUUUGGGUAA
This is a messenger RNA of Ananas comosus (pineapple), 2265 nucleotides long. RefSeq names its product pentatricopeptide repeat-containing protein At1g33350. Bases 134 to 1714 code for a protein of 526 amino acids. Gene Ontology annotation, biological process: RNA modification. NCBI's taxonomy places the organism in Eukaryota, Viridiplantae, Streptophyta, Magnoliopsida, Poales, Bromeliaceae. The transcript has a single exon. Gene Ontology annotation, molecular function: RNA binding; protein binding. The record is from RefSeq and is a predicted model, not a curated record.